Molecule: messenger RNA, 1552 nt
Organism: Neltuma alba
Lineage: Eukaryota; Viridiplantae; Streptophyta; Magnoliopsida; Fabales; Fabaceae
Product: probable protein phosphatase 2C 27
Exons: 4
Coding region: 123-1262 (379 amino acids)
Biological process (GO): protein dephosphorylation
Molecular function (GO): protein serine/threonine phosphatase activity; cation binding
Source: RefSeq, a predicted model, not a curated record
AUUUUCAGAAUCUUCUCUCUCUCCGCGAGCCACAAAAUCCCAUCAAAGUUUACUCUUUUGCGCCUCCAAGUUGCAGCUGAGCCGAGCCCCUACCCCCGUCACCGCCUGCUUGUUGCGUCACCAUGUGUUUACAAGACGCCGAGCAACUUGGCGCCGAUAUGGAGAACCCAGACGAUAGAAGGAGCUCUUGGCCUUUGCAUUGUGACCUUCUUCAUACCCACAUGGAAAAGGAACCUCCUCUUAGAACUUGCGGCGAUCAGAGUUUUGGUUUUGGGAAUUCAUUCCCGCUGGAAAGCAUAAGUGAGGACACGGUGAUUGCAGACAAGAAACAGAACCACAUAAACUUUGCCCCUGCUCUGCGAUCUGGAGAGUGGUCAGAUAUCGGAGGUCGCCCUUAUAUGGAAGAUACUCACAUAUGCAUUGGAGACUUAGGAAAGAAGUUUGGUUAUGAUGUACUCAGUGAGGAAGUUAUUUCCUUUUAUGGGGUAUUUGAUGGGCACGGAGGGAAGAGUGCUGCAGUAUUUGUCCGUGAUCAUCUUCCAAGAGUUAUUAUUGAGGAUGCUGAUUUUCCUGUGGAGCUAGAAAAGGUGGUCACUAGGUCAUUUUUACAGACAGAUGCUGCAUUUGCAGAGACAUGCUCCCUUGAGUCUUCAUUGUCUUCUGGUACAACUGCAUUAACUGCAAUUAUUUUGGGGAGGUCUUUGCUAGUGGCCAACGCUGGAGACUGCAGGGCUGUUUUGUCCAGACGUGGAAGGGCUAUAGAAAUGUCAAAAGAUCAUAGGCCCUUGUGCAUGAAAGAGAGGAAGCGAAUUGAGUCUUUAGGCGGAUUCAUCGAUGAUGGUUAUCUGAAUGGCGAGUUAGCUGUCACGCGGGCUCUAGGCGACUGGCAUCUCGAGGGCUUGAAGGAAGUGAGUGAAAGAGGAGGACCCUUAUUAAGUGCUGAGCCAGAACUCAAACUAACCACACUGACCAAAGAGGAUGAGUUUUUGAUAAUUGGAAGUGACGGAAUCUGGGAUGUGUUCAGCAGCCAAAAUGCUGUAGAUUUUGCAAGAAGGAGGCUUCAAGAACAUAAUGAUGUGAAACUAUGCUGUAAAGAGAUGGUGGAGGAAGCCAUAAAGAGAGACUCAGCAGAUAACUUAACUGUUGUGAUGGUUUGUUUUCACUCAGAACCACCACCACCUGUGGUGGCAGAGAGGCCAAGAUUCGGAAGAAGCAUAUCUGCUGAGGGACUCCUGAAUCUCAAGUCCUCCCUUGAAGGAUAGAAUAUUUUUUUUGUCUGCGACAUAGCUGAUAUUUUUUUUCCCCUGAGAUGUGACUGUGUAAAUAUAUUAAUUUAUCGCGCACAAAAAUAUGCCUCCCUGCAUCUCUAAUGAAUGAUGUUCAACCUUGUCAUGGGGUUGGGAAAGGUACUGAGAAUGUGAUAAAAUUUAUACUGCAUUAUGAUUAUCCUUUCCUGUUAGUUAAUGGGAAAGCUAUAUUUGAGACAGUGUACAGAAACAAGUACUGUUCUAAUUUUUUUUCUUGGGUUCAGGAUUAAAUCAUUGUAGGAUAA